GACCGCCUUCAACAACAACGUGGGCGUGGCCUACGAGUGCCUGCGCGCCAGCGGGCGCAAGAAGAGGCCGGGGCUGGACGGGCGCACCUACAGCGAGCUGCUCAAGCGCGUCUGCAGGGACGGCCAGGCCCCUGACGGGGUGGUGGCGCCGCUGCUGCGCAAGAUCCAGUGCCGCGACCACGAGGCGGUGCCGCUGGGCGUCUUCCGCGCCGGCAUGCUCACCUGCUUCGUCCUUCUGGAGUUCGUGGCGCGGGCCGGCGCCCUGUUCCAGCUGCUGGAGGGCCCGGCGCAGGCCGUGGCCGACCGGCGGCCCAGCGUCCCCAUGACGCGGGAGGAGUUCCUGGAGAAGGCGGCCGCCCUGUUCAUCGCCAAGGUCAAGCCGGUGGGCUGAGCCGCCUCGCCCGCCCCGGCACUGGGCGCCCCGGCCCUGGAGGAUGUGGGAGCCCGCCCGCUCUGCCGUAAUAAAGCCCUCCCCAGCUCA
Tupaia belangeri chinensis (Chinese tree shrew) is the source of this 481-nucleotide messenger RNA. It is a transcript of the gene TPGS1, whose product is annotated as tubulin polyglutamylase complex subunit 1. Gene Ontology annotation, biological process: protein polyglutamylation. The record is from RefSeq and is a predicted model, not a curated record. Gene Ontology annotation, molecular function: microtubule binding. NCBI's taxonomy places the organism in Eukaryota, Metazoa, Chordata, Mammalia, Scandentia, Tupaiidae.